Molecule: messenger RNA, 768 nt
Organism: Rana temporaria (common frog)
Lineage: Eukaryota; Metazoa; Chordata; Amphibia; Anura; Ranidae
Product: histone H2A.Z-like
Exons: 5
Coding region: 118-504 (128 amino acids)
Cellular component (GO): nucleosome
Molecular function (GO): DNA binding; protein heterodimerization activity; structural constituent of chromatin
Source: RefSeq, a predicted model, not a curated record
AUUGGUCGAUUGCUAAGGCCUUGGUCUCGAUGUUCCCGGGUUUUUAUAUGGCCGUAGACAAGUUGGCUUUAUUGUGAGCUGUGCUGUGGACGUUGGUGAUCAAUACUCGGAGAAAAUAUGGCUGGUGGUAAAGCUGGUAAAGACUCUGGCAAAGCCAAGGCGGCUUCUGUUUCACGUUCUGCUAAAGCUGGUUUACAGUUUCCAGUUGGUCGUAUCCAUCGAAUUAUGAAGAACCGGACAACCAGUCAUGGACGUGUGGGUGGAACUGCUGCAGUGUACACAGCAGCCAUUUUGGAAUAUCUUACUGCUGAGGUGCUUGAGUUGGCAGGGAAUGCUUCUAAAGAUCUCAAAGUGAAGCGUAUUACACCUCGUCACUUGCAGCUUGCCAUCAGAGGUGAUGAAGAAUUGGAUGCCCUCAUAAAGGCCACAAUUGCUGGUGGUGGUGUUAUUCCUCACAUUCACAAGUCUCUGAUUGGAAAGAAAGAACAACAGAAAGCUGUAUAAGUAAUCUUCGCCCAACAUGGGACCCUGGCCCAACAUCAUACUUUGUAUUGCUGCUUAUCGGUGUUGCAGUACCCUGGUUUCUGGAACGGGAUUGUAGCCACUUUCCUAAUUUUGGCUUCAAAGAUGGCAGUCUUGAACGAACACUGAUGCUGGUUUUAACUUUUAGUUUUUUUAAAAAAAGAUGUGUAUUCUUUUUGUACAAGUCAAACAGAAAUGAUUCUAUUACUUGAAAAUAUGUUAAAUAAAUCAUUUUUGGCGACAUAA